Messenger RNA from Dentiscutata erythropus, 1296 nucleotides. The record is from the annotation of a GenBank genome assembly. NCBI's taxonomy places the organism in Eukaryota, Fungi, Glomeromycota, Glomeromycetes, Diversisporales, Gigasporaceae.
AUGCAUAAAAAGCGUGCAGAUUCUACGUGCCCUCAAAUACUUACACCACUAUCAGUUGAUUCGAAAACGAUCGUUGGAUAUUUUCCUGGCUACUUAACUGCUUACACUCAUUAUGGAUCAGAUAUUAAUUCUGUUAGUCCAAAUUUGAUCCCUUGGAAUAUUACACAUUUAAAUUGGAUUGCAUUUGGACCAGAUGAUUUUCAAAAUAAAGAUAUACCCCUAACAUCAACACACGUUUUUUUAAAUAGAACUAUAUUUCUAGCGAUCGUUUUAUCAGGAAACAUCAAAAUCGGCUCAUUCGCAAAUGGAACUACCAGUGACCACGCUGGAUUUAUUACCAACGUUACAAAUUUUGUUGAUCUUGAAUAUCCAAAUAGAUUUAAUUGCAGAAACUGGCUGAAUGAUAAGAACUUUGUUCCACUAGUAAACGAAUUAUCAACCGCCUUAAAAGGAAUUAACAAAGAAUUAUCAAUAACAGUUGGUCCUAUUCCUAUAACAGGAUUAAAUCCUGAUUCAGUAAGCUUUGUGAAUGUCAUGGCAACCCAAGUCAAUAUAAUCCAUAACUUAACUACAUCUACAAAUAAAACGGGUCCAAGUAUUACACUUGACCAAACAUCAACCAUUAUGAGUAAUUGGAGCAAAAUCGUACCUUCAGCAAAACUCAACUUAGGAGUAGACUUAUAUGGUGUUAUUGAAUUAACUGCUCCAGUUGGUUUGGGCAGUCUUAACAAUAGCCAAACUAUUCCACGUAACUUAACAAAUGCUCCGUUCACCCCUUCAUAUAGUAGUGAUCCUCCUAUUCAGCUUUUUUAUGAUAAAUGUUCAUUUACCUUGGUUAAUUCAAUACAAUUAUAUCCUUGGUAUUUUAUGAGGCAGCAAACUGGUCCGCUAAUAAAUACUUGUACAGCUGGAAUUGGUUGGACUCGUAAAUUUGAUUCUGAAACAAGCACUACUUAUCUUUACAAAGUUAGUUCGGCAACGCCUGUAUACGAAUAUGUUUAUGUUUCUUAUGAAGACCCUCAAUCGAUUCAAUAUAAGCUAAAAUUAAUUACAAAUAGCUCGUAUGGUGGUAUAGCCAUUUCAGAUCUUUAUGCGGAUUCCAGUAAUGAGGAAAUGUUAAAUGCCAUAACGUCGGUCUUUCCAAUUUCUUAUAGAAAUGUUACUGUUCCUUAUGUUCCUUAUAACUAUGGUGGAGCCUCAUCAUCAAUAAUAUUGGCAAUACUUAGUUGCAUCAUUGGAGUCUCAAUAGCUAUUUUUAUAGUUCGAGUUUGGAUAUGGUUUAUUGGUAAAGAUUAG